Messenger RNA from Drosophila subpulchrella, 1001 nucleotides. RefSeq lists its product as uncharacterized. The record is from RefSeq and is a predicted model, not a curated record. Lineage: Eukaryota; Metazoa; Arthropoda; Insecta; Diptera; Drosophilidae.
UCGAAAUGAAUCGAUUUCGAGACACACUGACGCACAGAUUUGGACACGGGCAGAUCGAAUCAUCUAAUCGGAGACACAAGAAACACACACUGGGAAACACUAGAUCGUGCAAAAGUCGUGGUUAGUGGAUGGAGCUGCUGGCCGGGAUUUGGAUACAGAUCCUCUUUCUGCUACUGCUGCACCAUUUUAGAGGUAUCCUAGCUUACGUUGGUCACAGCCAUUGCAAGGAAUGUGAUCAGUACAAGAGCACAGUGCCCGAGAGAUGUAAGUAUUUGCUGGAGGAGGAGCAGGUCUUCGAGCGAAAGUGUGGUGGCACCUAUCCCCUGAUGGCAUUUACCAAGUUUCGUGAUACCUUCGUCAAGACCGGUGAACCAUUUGCCCUGUAUAUGCCCAAUACUUUGGAUCAUGUGAUGGUGCUAAUGAAGGAUUCGGCUCUCCAGAGCUGCGAACGCCUUCAACUGGCCGAUGUGACCACGUUCUUUUGCCUGGAUGAUAAUACCAAUGAGACGAUCAAACUCGAUGUGGCCCACAUGUAUUGCUUUCCAUUUCACAUCCAACUGCCGGAUGAUUUAAUGCAGGAGUGCCUCACGGAGAACAAGAUGAGCAAGAGGCAUCUGGACGAUGUCCUCCGCACCCGACGCGGUGUUAUCCACUAUACUUUCGGCGAGAGUCGGGGUCAUCGUUGGUGUAUUUCUGGAUAUUCGUGGCUACUUCUCCUCCAGUUCCUCCAGCUCGUCUGGUUCCUCCCUCCAAUGAUGAGUCGUAAAUUUUUAUGCGAGCUGGAGAGCUGCCAUAAAGAUUGAUCGGUUAAGCCAAAGGGUAUAUAUGGCAUUAAACAAAAAUGGCAAAAAACAAAAAACAUCUGAAGUAAAGUAAAUAUAUACAUAUAUAUGAAUUGGUAGCCUUAUCGCUGGCCUUGCUCCUGGCCAUCUCCUUUGGAACCGCGGGGCCCUUGUUGAGUAUUUAUUUUAUGGCAAAACAAAUUAAACUGUAUUAACGCA